AUUACAGUACAAAAAGCUAAUUCAUGUGUAUAUUUUUAAAUAAAAAAUAUUUAUAUAUACAAAAAUCUAAAAAUAGCUUCCAAGUGUCUAUAUUAAACCAAUGAAACAAAAAACAACAUUUUAUAAAUAUUUUCUAAAUAAAGUUAUACAUGAAUAUUCAUAUAAAUACACUUAAUAUGAAUUAUACUUACUUAUAUAUGAAUGUAAAUAUAUAUAUAAAUAUAUGUGUACUUAAAUGAAUAAAUAAAAUAGUUACAUAUUGUUGAUAACAUUUUAAUAAUUGAAAUGCCUCUUGGGGAGUUUUUCUUCCGCUAAAUGCAAGGUAUAUGUUAAGUGUGUAACCAGAAAAACAUUUUGUAUGCGUCGGUCUUGUAUAAACACAAAGACAGACUUAUUUAAGCCUAGAACAUAAGGAAAAACAGCUAGUAAUAGCUCCUAUUAACUAUACAAUGGCUGAAGCUGGAAAAAUUCCGCCAACUCAUGUUAACUUAAGGCGUCCUGUACAAAUAGUAAAGAAACGUUCAGGACCAUUAGAUGAAGUAUUAGCAGAACUUAAUAAAAGUGAAACUGUCUGCACAACGACUUCCACACCGUCAUCAUCAAAUCAUGUUAAAUCAGCAGCUGCACCAACAAACUUUGGUUCACAUGUUAAAAUUGCAAACGUUACACGCCCAUCACCUACCUUAACUCGGCGCCGUUCAACUCUAAAAGAUAAAGAGAAAAAAAGAGAACGUUGGCUCUUGACAAGAAAAACAUGGAAAUAUAUGACAGAUGCCGGCCGUAAACUGAUACCUGAUGGCGUUCAAAAUAGACAGGAAGAUAUACCAAAGAUUGAGGCUCAUUUCCAAAAAGUAUGUGCUUCAGAGCCACAUUUUGUUCUAUGGAGGCGCAAAUCAUCCUAUCCCGGUGCCAUGCGUAAUUCAAAAAAGCGCCUAAAGCAACUACUUCAACAUACAGGUCAAAAAUCACAUGCCUUAGAGCAAGAAGAAAUAAAUAAUGCUGAUCUUGUAUUAGAGCUCUUACAUAGCCAUUUGAAAUUGGAUGAAGCUAUUAAAACUGACACACUUUUAGGCACUAAAACUGAGGGUCCCCAUCAAACUAACUCACCUAGUGCCCAAAGGCCAAAACCCAUAACAAGAUCCAUCAGAAAAAGCGAUGGAAUGAACGUGUCUCUUAGGGGACCAGGUUUCUUACCACCAGCAGCAACCCAAUUGCAAGAAUUAAGUGUGGAAGAUCAACUAUUGCAGCGACUAUUAGCAUUAUCUCGUAGUUCCAUGCUUCCUGAUACCAUCGAUAUACCACCUGAGAAAAUAAAUGCCGAACUGUUAAAUGAUAAAGCGACUUUGAAGAAGAUAUACAACGCUUUAAAAAAGCAACAGUUACACCGUAUUCUUACCAAACAUUCCAUACCGUCAAAGUCGCGUACAAAUCUAACACAUUCAACGUCCAUGUUGUCGCUUUUGCAUUUUGGUAGUAGCCAACCUAAGACCAAAACAUUCAUCAGCACCGGAGAAAAAUCAAUAAAAACGAAAUCACCAACAAUAGCUUCUAAUUGUUCAUCGAUCCCAUCCUUAUCCUCUUCUACUACAUCUAUAACUCCUGUCACCACAACAGGGCAAUACACACAUAAUGAUUCAGGCAUUCAACCAGUCGUACCACAGAGGCAACGAAAACCCCCUACAACUUUAAAUUUGUCUGGUAUUUCUAAUUCUUCUAGAAAAGAUCAACAACAUCGACCUGCCGUAAUAGAAAAACAAUUAAAUUCAUGUGGCACACAGACAAAUUUUAUACCUUUAAGUGAAAUAAAAAGGCUAGCCGAGGAUUAUAAAGAAUACAAAAGGGAAGAGAUUGCGGCAGAAGCUGGAGGAGCAGGCGGAGGUAAUGUUACAACAGACGAUGAAGGUGAAAAACAAGCAAGUUAUUCCCACCGUAGAAAAAGUUCAAUUGACAACGAAGAUGUCUCGCAAUCUGUAAGCGAUACGAUUAAACGUUAUUUGCGAAUGGCACGUAAAAAAAGCAUUCAUGAUGAGAACGCUAACCGCUUUAAGCGUGUUAACUAUGAUAGAAAUUUACGUAACAUACAAGCUAAAGGUGAAAUAAAUCCACCCGGAAUGGAUGAGGACAAUAAUAAGGCUGUUCAAACGUUAGAUGCAUGGGCUUUAAUAACACUAGACUUUAUAAGGGGUAAUGAAAACUCCGGUGUUUUAGAAACGGCUCAUAAUGAUUGGCAAAAGGCACUAGAUGAGCGUGUACAAAGAAAAUUAGAAUAUGAACAGAAAAUUAAUGCAAAACAUGAUCGGCAGCAGCAACCGCGAUCAAGCGUUGUUUAUCAGUCGACAUCAAGUUGCUCAUCAUCAGCUCCAACCUCGCCCACGUCUAUACAGUCACCAACAAUGAUGAAUAGGACAUCUACAUCGUCAUCUGGGUCUUACGAUGUAAGGUCAGCAACAGAACAUACAAAUGUCGGUAGUGUUGGCACUAAUGUUGUUGUGGGAAUUAAUACUUCUGGAGAAAAUAUUGGCAAUAUGGGCGGUAUUUUCCAUUCAAGUUCACAAUUUAUAGCAAAUCUUUGGCAUGGCACUACCAAUUCAUCGAACUGUUCUUCUCCCACAUCUAUUGCAACAUCAUCAAACAACCAAAAACAUGACCAACUAAGUCCGUCGUCAUUUAAUGAUAGUAUCGAUGUAAAUAUCGCCUCAAAUAACAGUGCAGACAUGAUAAAAUCGAAGUCCUUGUCACACAUCGGUCAAUAUGUUUCAACAAAAAUACUCAAAGGACAUACAAAGAAUCAACAAAAGUCAAGCGAAUUACUGCCAUUAAAUUCAUCAAACACAUCUAAAGUGCCAAAAUGGUCAAAGUCAGGCAAAUGUUCUUGGAGUUCAGAAACUGGCGAACGAAUUGAUUUAUGUGACUGUGCAUUCCACAUUUUGUCCGAGUUGGAGGCCAAAAUGGUACAAAAAAUUUGCUUGGAGAAGAUAGUUGAAUUAAAUAUUGGAAUCGAUUUAAGUACAUUUACAGAUCACACCACGUCACUAUUUGGUCAUAGCCUGGAAGAAUGUGUGAUCAAUGACAAAAAACGUGAAAUGUCAAAUUUAAGCGCUACAUCAGAUAGAGGAUCGAGAAAUUCCAUUGUGUCUUUGUUCCGGGUUGGAAGUAGCAGAGGUGUAAAAGAUUCCAUAAAUUCUCACAAACUAAAUGAAAAUGUACGUUCCUGUGAGAAUUUACCCACUGAGCAUGAAACACAGUGUGAUAAUGUUAAAAGUAACUCUAAAUAUACAACAAUUACUAAUUAUCUUGGUAACAUGACAAAAUCAGCAUCUAGACGGAUAUCACGUAGUCAAACAGAUGUUAGAAGGGGCAGUCAUGAUCAUUCUGUGAUUUCUACUCAUAUUAGGGAUAAUGAUGACGGUGCUGAUGUCCCAAUAUAUAAACCACUACAAGUUCCACAAUUUGUUACAUGCUGCAUAAAUUAUUUGGAAGAAAAUGGGCUGCACAAAGUAGGCAUAUUUCGAGUAAGCACCUCGAAAAAAAGAGUAAAGCAGAUGCGAGACAAUUUUGAUAAGAAUAAUGAUAAGAGUUUUGAUGAUGAUACAUGUCCACACAAUGUUGCCACACUUUUAAAAGAGUUCCUAAGAGACCUUCCGGAGCCUUUACUGUCAAAUGGUCUUUAUAAUGCAUUUUUGGAAACUCAAAAAAUACGCAACCGACGUUUACAACUAGAGGCUUUAUCACAUCUAGUAAAACUUUUGCCGCCCGCACAUCGUGACACUUUAUAUGUGUUGUUAAAAUUUUUAGCAAAAGUUGCAGCCUGUUCGGAUGAUAUUUGCGAUAAUGACGGAACUGUACAUCUUACUGGAAAUAAGAUGGAUAGUAAUAAUUUGGCAACUGUUUUUGCACCUAAUAUUUUACGGUCAACGGAAAAAUACAAAUCAUCGUCCAGAGAUUACUUAAAUUCUAGUAAGGAACAAGAGUCCAUUAGUGAUGCCAUAAAUGUGAUAAGGAUAAUGAUCGAUCAUUAUGAAGAACUUUUUCAAGUACCGGCUGAUAUUCUGGAUAUUAUCUAUACGCAGCUACUAGAUGAAGAUCCCGAUCAACUUAAUAACAUUUGCGAAUAUCACAAAACAACGAUGCGUUUAAAUAAUUAAAAUAUUUUUGUAUAUUUUUCCUAUAAAUAUAAAUUAGGUUUUACUUAUACAAAAAAUUCAAAAUUCCAGAUCGUUCCUUUGUAAGAUUUGUAUUUUUUCCGAACGAUUUGUAGUUUUUGUAUUAAAUAUGUAUGUUGAAUUUAUUUGUAAUGUGCAUGAAAUAAGAUUUCCAAUUUAUCAGUUUUUAAGAAAUUAUUUGUUAUUUUUAUACGGACUUAUCCAUGUCUAGCCAUUGACGUUUCCCCAAGUUAAGGAAAGCUAAAAAAAUUAAAAAAAUUGUUUUAAAAAAUUGCUUUUAUAUCUAGUUUAAAUAAAUAUUUUUAAUAUUGCUACUCAUAAAACUGAUCAAUUAUUAUAUAGGACGAAAAAAAAUUUCGGAAUCUUGGUUGUCUAAACCCCACAAAACGAUUUUCCUUUCCAGAUAUUGAGAUUUGAGCUGGAUUAAAGAACGUUAACACGUCGCUCAAAAUAUAAAAAACUCAAAAUUUUUUGGCAAAAAGCUUACAUAUGAAGCUAUAACUACUGAACGGUAAAUAAAAGAAACACGCUUUGUAUCUCAAAUCAAUCUUAAAAUUUAUAUUAAACUAUUC
This is a messenger RNA of Lucilia cuprina (Australian sheep blowfly), 4735 nucleotides long. RefSeq lists its product as uncharacterized. The transcript has 8 exons. The record is from RefSeq and is a predicted model, not a curated record. Gene Ontology annotation, biological process: signal transduction. Lineage: Eukaryota; Metazoa; Arthropoda; Insecta; Diptera; Calliphoridae. The coding region runs from base 450 to 4145 and encodes 1231 amino acids.